Molecule: messenger RNA, 1218 nt
Organism: Diplodia corticola
Lineage: Eukaryota; Fungi; Ascomycota; Dothideomycetes; Botryosphaeriales; Botryosphaeriaceae
Product: monooxygenase fad-binding protein
Exons: 1
Coding region: 1-1218 (405 amino acids)
Molecular function (GO): FAD binding
Source: RefSeq, a predicted model, not a curated record
AUGUCUUCGCCCAAGAUUGCCAUCAUCGGCGCCGGCCCCGGCGGCCUGACUCUGGCACGCAUUCUUCACGUCAACGGCAUCCCCACCACUAUAUUCGAGAAGGACCGCGAUCGCCAGUUCCGCCACACCGCAGGCGGGUGCCUCGACCUCCACGAGCACUCGGGCCAAAAGGCCCUCCAAGCAGCAAACCUCUUCGCCGAGUUCCAAAAGCACGCCCGCUACGACGCCGAGGCCCUCGUCCUGACGGACCGGUUCGGCGAAGAGCACGUCAACGUCAAGGGCAUCGACACGGGCCGCCCGGAGAUCGACCGCCCCGUCCUCCGCCAGAUGCUGCUCGACUCGCUGCCGGCCGAGUACGUGCGCUGGGGCCACAGCCUACGGCGGGUGGACGAGGACGGCGCGUUGCACUUCGAUCACGGCGCCGUGGAGCGCGGCUUCGACCUCGUCGUCGGCGCCGACGGCGCGUGGUCCAAGGUGCGGCCGCUCGUCAGCACCGUGCCGCCCUUCUACUCGGGCGUCACCGGGCUCGAGUGGUGGCUGCGCGCGCCGGACCGCACGCACCCGGCGCUGUCGGCCGCGCUGGGCGCCGGCUCGUACUUUGCGUUCGGCGACGAGGAGGGCCGCUGCCUGGCCAGCCAGCGCCAGGGCGACCGCAGCGUGCGCUGCUACGCCUUCAUGCGCAAGCCCGAGGCGUGGGUGCGCGACUGCGGCGUCGACUGGACGGACCGCGAGGCGGCGAAGCGGCGCCUCUUGGAGGAGGAGUACGCCGGCUGGCCGCAGAAGCUGACGGCCGUCAUCGACGCGUGGGACCAGGGCGACGUCAUCCCCCGGCCGCUGUACAUGCUGCCCGUCGGCGUGAGGUGGCCGCAUCGGAGGGGCUUCACGUUGCUGGGCGACGCGGCGCAUCUGAUGACGCCGUUUGCGGGCGAGGGCGUGAAUGCGGCCAUGUGGGAUGCCAUGGAGCUGGCCGAGGCCAUCGUCGCGGACCGUGCCGCCGCCACCUCCGCGGAUGCUUUGGACGCCGCGGUCUGGGCGUAUGAGAAGAAGAUGUUCCCCCGCGCGGAGAAGAUCCAGCAGAUGACGUGGGAUAGCAUGCGCAGCCGGUUUGACCGCGGGGGUAUAGCGCACUUGAAGGAGAGGUUUUCGUUCUUGUUGGAAAUGAGGCAGAAGGGAGAGAAGGUCAAGGACGGCGGAAUCGGCGCAGAGGUGACGGAGUAG